Chinchilla lanigera (long-tailed chinchilla) is the source of this 823-nucleotide messenger RNA. It is a transcript of the gene Mrap, whose product is annotated as melanocortin 2 receptor accessory protein. Gene Ontology annotation, cellular component: plasma membrane; endoplasmic reticulum. Gene Ontology annotation, biological process: regulation of adenylate cyclase-activating G protein-coupled receptor signaling pathway; protein localization to plasma membrane. Gene Ontology annotation, molecular function: type 3 melanocortin receptor binding; type 5 melanocortin receptor binding; corticotropin hormone receptor binding. The transcript has 3 exons. The coding region runs from base 142 to 477 and encodes 111 amino acids. NCBI's taxonomy places the organism in Eukaryota, Metazoa, Chordata, Mammalia, Rodentia, Chinchillidae. The record is from RefSeq and is a predicted model, not a curated record.
GAUAAGUGGGCAGUCCUUGUUUCUGGAGAACCGCAGACACACUUGGAUACUUCUUGCAGAAAUCAGUUAAACAGUCUUCUCUGAGGCUCAGGACCCCAUUCCGGAUGCAAGCUGCUGACCAGACCCUGGCUGCCCACGGCCAUGGCCAACAGGACCAACACAUCUGCCCCGUACUACAGCUAUGAGUACUACCUGGACUACCUGGACCUCAUUCCCGUGGAUGAAAAAAAGCUGAAAGCCAACAAAUAUUCCAUUGUGAUUGCCUUCUGGGUGGGCCUGGCUGCUUUCGUGAUGCUCCUCUUCCUCAUUCUGCUCUGCACGUCCUGCCCAGGCUCCUCGCAGAUGAGGAAUGGCCCCCAGCGCCAGGCGUGCCCGCAGAGGAGUCCCUGCCUCAGCCUCCCGCUCUGCCUCCGGAGGGCCUCGCAGGGGACCGCGGAGGAGCCGGCAGGCGGCGCGGGCGCGGACCGGCAGCUGUAGAAGGCGCCUCUCCGCCUCACAUCCCCUGCUCUCCUCCGGGACAGCCCGAGCCGGCGCGGUGCUCAGGACCUCAGCGGCCGGCAGAACAAGCUCGGCAGGCCUGGAGACACGAGCGGCGGCGGGGGACUGGUGACAGCAAGCCGCGCGGGCGGGUUCAUCAUUCUCAAGCCCGUUUCCACGUCUCCGCGCGGCCAAGUCAAAAAGGACAGCACGAGGAGGUGCGCGGCCCGCCUUGGCCGAAGGCUUGCGCAGGGCCAGCUUCCCGGCCUUGCCGCCUCCGUAGCGCGCUGCUUCUGUCUGCCUUGGGAGGAGCAGGGAAAUAAAGUACGUGCUACGUGAAUUAUAA